UCCCCCCCCCCCCCCCCCCCCCAUCCACAUUCGUUGUCAGUCUCAUUCGUUUCCCUCCGUGGACUCUCCACUUAUCUAAUUCCAUCUUUCCUCUUUCUUCUUUUUUUAUUUCUCCUUUCCCCUUCCUCCUUCUGUCUCCGAGGCUCUCUCCAUCGCUCACCUCGUCUGCCCGUCGACGACUCGUAUCUCAGCCCGAUCCCGAUCUUCCUCCUUUUCGCCUGCAAGAGAUUUCUUACUACCGACAAAAUGGUUGAGGAUAAAAAGACCGAUGAUUAUACGAUUGAGAUGGACAAAAUAGACCAGGGGAACAAGAAUUUUGAGGCGGCCGCGCCGCCUCCCCAGCCGCGCAGUCCUCCAUCCAGCCAACUCGCCAGCAGUCCCGCUCUGCCCGUUCUGGCUUAUUGCGGAUCGUCUAUUUUGAUGACGGUUAUGAAUAAAUAUGUUCUUUCGGGCCUAGACUUCAACCUCAACUUCUUUCUGCUUCUUGUCCAGAGUCUGGUUUGUAUCCUCGCGAUUCAAACGUGCAAAUCUUGUGGCCUUAUCACCUACCGUGAUUUCAGUGCAGACGAAGCAAGGAAAUGGUUUCCGAUCUCUUUGCUGCUGAUUGGCAUGAUCUACACGGGCUCCAAGGCUCUCCAGUUCCUGUCCAUCCCGGUGUACACCAUCUUCAAGAACCUGACUAUCAUUCUCAUUGCAUACGGGGAGGUGCUCUGGUUUGGAGGUUCGGUCACCGGUCUCACCCUGUUCUCCUUUGGAUUGAUGGUCAUGAGCUCUAUAAUUGCCGCCUGGGCCGACAUUAAACAUGCGGUUGAGAACAACUCCGAUGCGACCGCCAAGGUUUCAACUCUGAAUUCUGGCUACAUUUGGAUGCUGAUCAACUGCCUCUGCACCUCGUCCUACGUGUUGGGAAUGCGCAAGAGAAUCAAGUUGACCAACUUCAAGGAUUUUGACACUAUGUUUUACAACAACCUGUUGUCGAUCCCCAUCCUUAUCGUGUCCACCGCGUUCUUGGAAGACUGGUCGUCAGCCAACAUUAACCGUAACUUCCCCGCCAUCGAUCGAAACUACAUUGUGUUUGCUAUGAUUCUGUCGGGGCUGUCGUCGGUGUUCAUCUCCUAUACCUCCGCCUGGUGUGUUCGCGUGACGUCCUCGACCACCUACUCCAUGGUGGGAGCCCUCAACAAACUCCCCAUUGCAAUCUCGGGCUUGAUCUUCUUCGAUGCCCCCGUGACUUUCCCCAGCGUGUCUGCCAUUGUCGUGGGCUUCGUCAGUGGCAUCGUCUACGCCGUGGCCAAAAUCAAGCAGAACGCCAAGCCAAAGACUGGCGUUCUGCCCAUGUCUAACCCCCCUGUCAGUGCGAGCAGCCAAAGCAUGAGGGACUCCCUUCGAUCCUAGGGGUAUUCGGCACUGGCUGUGUGUCUAGGCAGGGUGCCUGCUUGGUACUCUUUCGUCGUCGACCGAUUGCACCAGCCAGCACGCAGUCAAGAGUUUCCUGUAGACUCUAUUCACGACCGGCAUGUGCCAUACGGCUCACGUGCCAUGGCUUAUGUCCCAUCUGCAGUUAAAGUAAAUUUUGCGGAUUUUGAUUGAACAGUAAUAGCAUUGUGCUGGCCGGUGUUGGUGACUUUUGUGUACUUUACCUUUCGCCCUUCGACCAACCGUCCUUUUCUUUUCCGACAUUUCUUUUGGCCCAUUAUUCUCCCUUUCCUGGCCACAGGACCUCCGAUUUAGGCGCAAGGGACAUUGGGGUGGUGCUUGCAGGGCUUGGUCAUAGAGACAGGAAGGCUGGAACUUUUAUUUUAUUUCCCCCCGGGUAUCUGAGUCUGUAUAUAUUUGUUAUUUACAUCUUCCUAUUUUAAUACGGGUAUAGAAGACCUAUUUGAAC
This is a messenger RNA of Aspergillus steynii IBT 23096, 1885 nucleotides long. RefSeq names its product GDP-mannose transporter (gene gmtA). Gene Ontology annotation, biological process: transmembrane transport. NCBI's taxonomy places the organism in Eukaryota, Fungi, Ascomycota, Eurotiomycetes, Eurotiales, Aspergillaceae. The record is from RefSeq and is a predicted model, not a curated record. Bases 247 to 1395 code for a protein of 382 amino acids. The transcript has 4 exons. Gene Ontology annotation, molecular function: GDP-mannose transmembrane transporter activity; antiporter activity. Gene Ontology annotation, cellular component: Golgi apparatus.